Molecule: messenger RNA, 1992 nt
Organism: Acanthoscelides obtectus
Lineage: Eukaryota; Metazoa; Arthropoda; Insecta; Coleoptera; Chrysomelidae
Source: the annotation of a GenBank genome assembly
AUGCUCACAAUCCCGUGCUGCUCCGGCAGUCAGCUCCCUGGAUUCUGGGGGGAGCACUUGACGUCAGUCGCACCAGGAAAGAAAAAGAGUGAUGUAGAGACCGCGUUUGCUAAGAGCUCUUUACUGAGGCGAACACCACCAUCUUCGCCAAAAGUGCCCGUAUUGACACAAACAUUGGAAGUAUCAGACAUUAGUGAAUUGUCCAAUGGAAAAGAAGAAGCUAAUUGUAUUAGCACAGAAGAUGCUACUAGGUCUUCAUACGAAGGCACUAGUUCAGGAGAACAUAUAUUCAUGAGUGCGCCCUCAUGGGCGGAAAACUGGAAGUCAUUCCUGCUGAUGAUGGAGAAACAGAACCUUUUGCUGGAAUCCUUACAAGAGGCAUUGUCGGGUGUUCGAGGACGGAUGUUGAAGAAUAACCCACAAGACGUCAAGAUAGGAGUAGAGAAGGCUUUUCAUUUGGUUAAUAACUUAACUUCACUGACCAAGGACCUUAAGGGAAGGGGUGAGAGUUUCCAGAAGGAACUGGCAAUCUCCCCUCGUGAAAGUUUAAGGUACCGCCCUAGAGCAGCAUCCACUGGCACUGCGAUAGUUCGGCCCAGAGGCGAAAAAAGGGAGGCAUCUAGAACACCUGACGAAAAGAGGGAUCCAAAGAAAGGCAAACUGACACGCUCAGUCAACCAGCGUCAAAGGAGUCUCCGGGGCAAAGUCAGGACCACCACUAGCAAGAAAGAGAAAAUAAAGGAGAAAGCCGCAAGCAAAGAGCAUAAAGCGGACAAGGAGGGCAGAGCGGCGCCUUCAAAGAGAACACGUAAGCGCAGAACGUCAGAAGCAAUCAAAGUCACUGCGAAAGAAGGAGAGUCUUUUGCAGACAUCCUGAAGACUAUGAAGGCUAAAGUAAAUCCAGCCGAAACUGAGACAGAGAUCUUGUCCAUUAGAAGAACAAGGGACAAUGAUAUGCUGUUUGUCCUUAAAAAAGGCGGAAAGGCUUCUGAGUUUGCCCACGCUCUGGCAGAGGCGGUAAAGGAAAAGGCCGAAGUCAAAAGUCUAACCUCGUUCAAGACCUUAGAGCUAAGAGACUUGGAUGAAACCGUUACGGUAGAGGAAGUUAUCAACGCACUCCACCAGAAACUUGACAAGGACGCAGUGGACAUGAAUUGUCGCCUAUUUUCUCGACGUGACGGCCUGAAGGUAGCACUUGUCAAGACUUCGGAAUUAGACGCAGAACACUUGCUGAAGGCGGGACGGGUUCGUAUUGGCUGGGUGAACUGCAGGAUACGAGAACAUGUAGAAGUGACGAGAUGUCAUAGAUGCUUGGGAUUCGGACAUAUUGCAAAAGGUUGUGAAAAGCCCGAGAGACGCACCGCUAGUUGGAAAUGUGGAGCCACAGGACACUUCGCCAAAGCAUGUCAAGAGGCCCCGAAAUGUGUUACCUGCCUGGAUAUGGAAAAAUCUUUCGACCCUGAGGCAAAGAUAACCCCAAUGCAGGAUCUGGUUCGCCAAUGGAAAGCCAAACCACUACAUGGUCGGUAUAGGAGCCGCAUAGAAGACAACGCCAUUGACACGAAGGCUUCCCAAGGAUGGUUGCAGUCAGAGGAGAAAAGAGGAGAAAAGAAGAAGAAUGAAGAAGAAGAAGAAGAGAGAGAAGAAGAGAAGAAGAAGAAGAAGAAGAAGAAGAGAAGAAGAAGAAGGAAGAAGAAGAAGAAGAAGAAGAAGGAAGAAGAAAGCAGAAGAGAAGAGAAGAGAAGAAGAAGAAGAGCAGAAGAAGAAGACGAAGAAGAAGAAGAAGAGAGAAGAAUAAGAAGAAGAAGACGAAGAGAGAAGAAGAAGAAGAUAAGAAGAAGCAGAAGAAGAAGAAGACGAAGAAGAAGAAGAAGAAGAAGAAGAGAAGAAGAAGAGAAGAAGAAGAAUAAGAAGAAGAAGAGAAGAAGAAGAAGAAGAAGAAAAGAAGAAGAAGAGAAGAAGAAGAAGAAGAAAAGAAGAGAAGAAGAAUGA